AUGACUCAAAGACAGCUGCAUCACCAAGAUCAUGCCAGCAUGGUGAUGAUUCACAAAUGCUUCAUCCCUGUAGGUCCUGGCACAGCAUGCAGACAGCUCACAUGGCCAGAGUCUCCUCUUACCAGCAAUAGUAGGAGAUCCGGUCUCCAGCGGCAGGCGAGCAGCGGUCACCGCUCGCCCGACUUUGGUGCUGCUCAGGCAGGUUGUUGGUGUGCAGUGAAGGAUGAAGAAGAACUUCCUGAACCAAACAUUUCUCUUGGAGUGCCACAUGUUAACACUCCCAAGGCAGGUUCUUUCUUCACACAGACAACUUACCCUUGUGAUGUAUGUGGCCCCAUUUUGAAUGGUCUUUUGGAAGUGGACAAACACCAAGGAACACACACUGCACUUAUAACGUAUUCGUGCAGGGCAUGUGAGAAACAGUUCUGGUUAAGUGAAAGCUUUUGCCAUAACCUAAAGCAUAACACUGUAGAGAAUUCUUCACAAAAUAAUCAAGGCGAAGCCUCGUUAUUUAAGAAUUCCAAAGGUCCUGUAGAGCCUUACUCUUCAGAGAAGCCUUCAGUGUUUGAGGUGGAGCAGAGGAACCUUCAGGACAGUACGAUUAGUCCCCGACGAAAGGUCUCCUGUAGCCAGAAGAAUACAGGGAGCACUGAGAAUGAAGACGACUUUCAUGUUGGACAAAUGCAUUAUAAAUGUAGUGAGUGUGGGAAAGGUUUUAACCGCAAAGAUACCCUGGUGCAGCACCAGAGGAUCCACAGUGGAGAAAAGCCUUUUGAGUGCAGGGAAUGUGGGAAAGCCUUCAGCCGCAAAGCCACACUCGUCCAGCACCAGAGGAUCCACACUGGAGAAAGACCAUAUGAAUGUGGUGAAUGUGGAAAAGCCUUCAGUCGGAAAGACAACCUCGCUCAGCACAGGAGAAUCCACACUGGAGAAAUGCCAUAUAAGUGCACUGAAUGUGGGAAAUACUUUAGUCAUCAUUCCAACCUCAUAGUACACCAGCGAGUUCACAGUGGAUCGAGGCCUUAUAAGUGCAGUGAUUGUGGGAAAGUAUUCAGACACAGAUCUACACUUGUUCAGCAUGAAAGUAUCCACACUGGAGAAAACCCUUAUGAUUGCAGUGCUUGUGGGAAAUCCUUUGGGCACAGAUACACCCUCAUUAAACAUCAGAGAAUUCACACCGAGACAAAGCCUUUUGAAUGCACUGAAUGUGGGAAGCUUUUCAGUAGAAGCUCUGAUUUUAUAGCACACCAAAGGGUUCACACUGGGGAAAGGCCUUUUGUGUGCAGCAAGUGUGGGAAAGAUUUCAUCCGAACCUCCCACCUUGUUCGGCACCAGAAAGUUCACUCUGGAGAAAGACCAUAUGAGUGCGGUGAGUGUGGGAAAGCCUACAGCUUAAGCUCCCACCUGAAUCGGCACCAAAAGAUCCACGCAGCAAGAAGACUGUAGGAGGUGCUUGCAACACAGUGUUCAGUCAGGUGCCGAGUCUCAGACAGAGCUAUGUUGUACUUUCUGUCCAGCUCAAGUAACUUGCCAGAGUUCUUUCACUCAUUGCAUAUGGCUGAAAUCACUUGAAUGCCUCCAUCUUGGUCUUUCCAACAUCCUCUGGAAAGAAAACUUAUUUACUCAGCCCAGUCCCUGUAAUAAUUGUGAAGCACACUUGACAACAGUAAGAUUUCUCUCUCUGUCAUAACUGACUGGUAGACUUGUCUUCAGUCAAGAUGGUCUGAGCUGUGCUUGUAUCUGGCUUGCAAAGAUAAUUUACUUCAUAGAUGUUGUUUUUGUGUGAAAUAUUUUUAUUUGCUGAUUUGAGACAGUACUGUUAUUUGGCCUAAGCUAACCUUGAACUUCCCUUUCCUCAGUUCCUUAGUAGCUGAGAUUUUAGACAUGUGCCACUAUCUCCAGCUCUUUAUGAACUUUGUAACAUACUGUUUUUCCCAUCUUUUAUGUCAUCCAACCAGAACAAGUACUUUCCUCCAAUUACUCUGCUUGCCAAUGAUAAAUGCCUUAGAAUUGUGACUUUUAGUCUUAGGAAGGCUAGAGUGUAUUGAAAACAAAGUUAGGAUUUGACAAACUAAAGAUGUAAACAGUCCUGUAUUUUAAUAGGACAGUGAGUUGCUGAGAGCAAUUCUUAAUCUAGUUAUGGUGUUACCUUGUAUUGUUGAAAAAAGCUUCAUGGAUAAUAAUUUCAAGUAUUUGGAGGAUCUGACUUGACUGGAUUUCAGAGUUAUUUGAAGGACCACAAACUGGUUUUGCAGAAACUUGCCAUUUCCUUGGGAGCAGAAUGGAUCAUUUGUCUCAUUUCUAGUGCAUGUGCUAUCUCCUUGCACAGUUGAGGAAACCUAUAUAGCCUGUAUUUUCUGGGGUCAGGAUAGGGAUAUAGGCUACCUUCUAUAUAACCCAAAGUGCUACUAAACAAAAGUAUGGAAAUAGUGAAUGUGAAUAUUUGGAUUUACAGAUUAUUUCAAUUAACUACAGGGGAAAUUCUUUUUUUAAUUUUAUUUUUGGUAAGAACACUCUUAAAUGUUCUACUCAUGAUAACUGUGUAGGACAAGAAGAUUUGUAGAAUUCUUCAGGAUAACAUGCUGUACCACUUAGAACCAAGGUUACUAGCUCAACAUAGAUUUUUUUUUAUGGAUUCCUAUGCCUUCCUGAGAUCUUUGCCAAAUAUCUUUGCUUUAUAGGUAGUAACCCCAAGCAAAGAGUGAUACAAUACAAGAAUGAUUCAAGAACAUAACUUUUGUGAGUUGCCAGAAUUCUUGGUUAUAGUGGAAAUGGCCUUUGUUGCUUACCACUGGAGAGAUGGAUUCCUAAGGCAUGUGCAGUGAUAUGGUAGAAUUAAUUUAUUAAUGUCCACUUGUUUGAUUUUACAGUAGAAGUAGGUGGUCUGGAAAUUUAAUUAUUUUUUAGGCUUUAUGGAGUGUAAUCAGCAUUCUCCAUCUAUAUUGUGUAGUUUGAUAUAUGUGUAUAUACUGUAAAGCCACUCUAGCAGUUGAUUAUACCUCAGAGUUCUAAAUUUACCAUCAGGAUUUUUCUCAAUAUCCUUCUUCAUGCUCUUUACUCAAUUCCUAGGCAGCCAUAAAUUUUACUGUAUAUAUGUUCUUCAAGAGGUUAUAUGUCAAUUAGACUACCAAGUGUUUAUGUACAUUUUGUCUUCUGUAGAAGGAACAGUGGGCCGCAUUCCUGCUGCCCUGCUCCCGGCCACCUGGCUAGCUUAUGUCCCGAAAUAACAACACACAAAUUGUAUUCUUUUAAAUACU
Molecule: messenger RNA, 3257 nt
Organism: Arvicola amphibius (Eurasian water vole)
Lineage: Eukaryota; Metazoa; Chordata; Mammalia; Rodentia; Cricetidae
Gene: Znf134
Product: zinc finger protein 134
Exons: 3
Coding region: 1-1446 (481 amino acids)
Biological process (GO): negative regulation of transcription by RNA polymerase II
Molecular function (GO): DNA-binding transcription repressor activity, RNA polymerase II-specific
Source: RefSeq, a predicted model, not a curated record